Puntigrus tetrazona (Sumatra barb) is the source of this 4992-nucleotide messenger RNA. RefSeq names its product phosphodiesterase 4D, cAMP-specific (gene pde4d). Gene Ontology annotation, biological process: signal transduction. Gene Ontology annotation, cellular component: perinuclear region of cytoplasm; nucleus; cytosol. NCBI's taxonomy places the organism in Eukaryota, Metazoa, Chordata, Actinopteri, Cypriniformes, Cyprinidae. The record is from RefSeq and is a predicted model, not a curated record. Gene Ontology annotation, molecular function: 3',5'-cyclic-AMP phosphodiesterase activity. The transcript is spliced from 15 exons. The coding region runs from base 408 to 2741 and encodes 777 amino acids.
UCCGUCCAGGCGAGGCGCGAGACAGGGAUGCUGGAUGUUGUUGCGUGGACCUCGAAGAUUUGGGCACCAAUUUGACGGGACAAGCGUUUAUUGUCCGAAGUUUUGUGUUAUUAUGGACGCUACGAUAGAAGCGAGCAAUGGUGCCUAUAGACGAUGAACUCUUGGACAGAAUGGGUCGAUCCAGAAUAGUAAACAUCAAAAUUGACUUUUCGCUUUAUAUGCCUUUGCAUAUUUUAUGUAGAAUAUUACUGCUCUCUUUGAAAUAGCACUAACGGUGUACUUUACACUACGCUUUCUUAUGGAUGUUUUCCAAGUUUCGGACAUUUCGCGCCAAAGCUAGUUGCAAUAAUUAUCUCACAAAAUUACAGUGUUUUGACGAAUUUUAGCGAGACUGUACUCGUGCGAGAAUGGACGCCGGAAGCGAGGUGUCAACUUUGGUUUCUCCCGGUACCGAUGGAAAUGCGCCAAAACAUCUGUGGAGGCAACAGAGCCCGGUUCCUCUUCAGAUCCAGAACUCUUUCGGCUCGCGCAAGAACUACCGGGUGAGACAGAGAGGCUUUUCAGACACGGAGAAGUACCUGAAUCCCAGGACCAUGGACCGGAGCUAUGCCGUGGACACCGGUAACCGUCCCGGUUUGAAGAAGUCCAGAAUGUCAUGGCCAUCAUCCUUUCAAGGACUUAAACGCUUUGAUGUGGACAAUGGCACCUCAUCAGGACGUAGUCCGCUGGAUCCCAUGGCGAGCCCAGGGUCAGGUCUCAUCCUUCAGGCCAACUUUGUGCACAGCCAGAGGAGAGAGUCCUUCCUGUACCGCUCUGACAGCGACUAUGACCUCUCACCAAAGUCUAUGUCCAGAAACUCCUCCAUCGCCAGUGACAUACACGGUGAUGACAUGAUUGUUACCCCUUUUGCACAGGUUCUAGCAAGUUUAAGGACUGUCCGGAAUAAUUUUGCUGCUUUAACAAAUGUACAACAAGAAAGGGCCAAUAACAAGAGAUCCCCGAUGUGUAACCCACCUCCCAUCACAAAGACCUCCUACACAGAGGAGGCCUACCAGAAACUGGCCACAGAGACCCUGGAGGAGCUUGACUGGUGCCUUGACCAGCUUGAGACCCUCCAAACCAGGCAUUCGGUCAGCGAGAUGGCAUCCAACAAGUUCAAGAGGAUGUUGAAUAGAGAAUUGACUCACCUCUCAGAGAUGAGCCGUUCUGGUAACCAGGUGUCUGAGUUCAUCUCCAGUACAUUCUUAGACAAGCAACAUGAGGUGGAAAUGCCAUCGCCCCAGUCCCAGAAAGACAAGGAGAAGAAGAAAAGGCCAAUGUCCCAGAUUAGUGGUGUAAAAAAAUUAACGCACAGUUCCAGCCUUACCAACUCUAACAUCCCUCGGUUUGGAGUUAAAACUGAAACAGAAGAUGAGCUGGCCAAGGAGCUUGAAGAUGUAAAUAAAUGGGGCCUUAAUGUCUUCAAAGUGUCAGAAUUUUCUGGGAACAGACCUUUAACGGUUAUGAUGUACACAAUAUUCCAGGAGAGGGACUUGUUAAAGACAUUUAAAAUUCCCCUCGACACGUUUAUCACCUAUCUGAUGACUUUAGAGGACCAUUACCAUGCUGACGUUGCCUAUCACAACAACAUCCACGCUGCUGAUGUCACACAAUCCACUCACGUCCUGUUAUCAACCCCUGCCCUUGAGGCUGUGUUUACAGACCUUGAAAUUCUUGCUGCCAUAUUUGCCAGUGCGAUACAUGAUGUUGACCAUCCUGGCGUCUCCAACCAGUUUCUCAUCAACACUAACUCUGAGCUGGCCCUCAUGUAUAACGAUUCGUCUGUGUUGGAGAAUCAUCACCUGGCUGUAGGUUUUAAACUGCUGCAGGAAGAGAACUGUGACAUCUUCCAGAACUUGACCAAGAAACAGAGACAGUCACUUCGCAAGAUGGUCAUUGACAUUGUUUUGGCCACAGACAUGUCUAAGCACAUGAAUUUGUUGGCCGAUCUGAAAACCAUGGUGGAGACCAAAAAAGUGACCAGUUCUGGGGUAUUACUGCUGGAUAACUACUCUGACAGGAUACAGGUCUUGCAGAACAUGGUGCACUGUGCAGACCUCAGUAACCCCACCAAGCCGCUGCAGCUGUACAGGCAGUGGACGGACCGCAUCAUGGAGGAGUUCUUCAGUCAGGGAGACAGAGAGCGGGAACGCGGCAUGGAGAUCAGCCCCAUGUGCGACAAGCACAACGCCUCAGUCGAGAAGUCCCAGGUGGGCUUCAUCGAUUACAUUGUCCACCCACUGUGGGAGACGUGGGCAGACCUGGUGCACCCAGACGCCCAGGACAUCUUGGACACGCUGGAAGACAACAGGGAGUGGUACCAGAGCACCAUCCCCCAGAGCCCCUCUCCGGCUCUGGACACCAGCAGCGAGGGCAGACGCACCGCCGGCCAGGAGAAGUUCCAGUUUGAACUGACUCUGGAGGAGGACGGGGAAUCCGACACGGAGAAGGACAGCGGCAGCCCUCCUGAUGAAGAGGAAGAGGAAGAGGAAGAAAACAGCUGCAGUGACUCUAAAACCCUUUGCACACAGGACUCUGAAUGUACAGAGAUCCCCCUGGAUGAGCAGGUGGGGGACGCACAGGAGGACGAGGACGAGGAAGACGAGCAGGAGGAGGAAACGGAAAUAUCAGAACCCUGUGUUUUAGAGGAGGAAGAGGAGGAGGAGGAGGAGGAGGAGGAAGAGGACACUGCCAACACAUAACACAGUAUGACACGGCACCAGAACUUUUUUAUAUUAGAGAUGAGAAACACUUAUUUAUGGUUAAGAUAUUAGUUUUUUUUCAUUGUCUAUUUUGCAUACGUCGUUCAGAAGUGCUUUUUUAAAUGUCCGCCUUUAACAUGUUUUUAUUUUUCAUUCCUCACUUCCUUUUCUGUAUUUUUUUUUUUUUUUUUUAGUUUUAACCAUUUUUACACUCAGGAAUAUCUUUUCCACUCCCACCUGUCAUUCAUAAAGACAAACUAAACAAACGAAAGGUUGAAAAGCUCGACUUGUAUUCCUGAUCGUGAGGUACUUUUAUUUAUUCAUUUUUUUUGACUGAAUCAGUAUUUCAGAAACGUUUAACUUAGAAAGCAGCUGUUUUUCACCAAUGAGACACAAUAUUUUCCUGUUUAUCUGAAGGAAAGUGGCAAUUCGAAGCAUUUUAGCAGACAAACACUUUAGAAGUGAAUACUUCAUGCUUUGAACUUCACGUCUUCCUGAUGCCUUGAAUGUGUUAUUAAUCUGGAUUUAGCUGUCUGUUGUGUUUGUGUAUCAGUCAUUAUUUGAAGUGAAUGGACAUGGUACCAAAGUGAAGAGAACUCAUGAGACACCACUUUCACAUGAAAGCACCCAUUUUCAUUUAAAUGACCAUAUUGGGGGUAAAUAUGUAAAUGUGGUAAUUUCCACUUUUUUAUUUGUUUUUACUUUAUUCGCUGCAUCCAAUCCAGAUCUCAAUACAUAUAUAUAUAUAUAUAUAUAUAUAUACACACACACACACACACACACACACACACACACACACACAUAUAUAUAUAUAUAUAUAUAUAUAUAUAUAUAUACACACAUAUAUAUAUAUAUAUAUAUAUAUAUAUGGGUUUUUGCUCAGUUAAUUAAUACCUAAUUAUGACCAACAUCUAAAAAAAUCCCCAAGAACAAGAAACGAAAUCUGUUCUAAAAUAAUAGCUUGAAUAAGCCUUAAAUGAGUUUUGCCUAUCAUUGUUUUCUAUUUUGCUAGAAAUGCAGUAAAAUGAAUCCUGGUGAUCAUUUUAUAUCAAUAACAAUAUUAUUACAAAGAAUUAGAAAUUACUACAAUAAUUAUUAUUAUAAUUAAAUACUGAUGAUGAUGAGGAUGAUAAUGAUAAUAAUAAUACGUAUUAUUAUGAUUAUUAUUAUUAUGCCCCUGCUUUUUUUUCUCAUAAAUGCUGGCCAGCUGUUUGGUGCCAUACGUCCCUGGCCAGUUAAACAGAAAACGGCUGACAUAAAUAAUCAAGCUCAAUUUAGUGUGUUGUCACAUGAUCACGGGACAAUCAGCUUCAGUGCAAAGUCUCAUUGUAAGUGUGAACCUAGUUGCACUGUACUUUUUCAUUUCGCUAGGUUUUUGUUUUUUCUUUUUGUUUUUUUAUUGUCAUUAAUAUUUAUUUUACACUGCCAAACAUUACCAGUUGCAAUGACUUUAAUUGCUGCUUUACUCAUCUCUGUCAAGUGUCUCACUGUGCAAACAUACUCUUCGUUGUGUUACGUUAAUGCUAGCAUUAUUUAUUAAUGCUCUUUGAUGUGCGUGUAGCAUAUUAAAGCGUUUUAAUCAAACUGUAGCAUCGGCAAUGCAGGCUUAUCCUUAAUAUAUUGUUUUGAUUAUACAUAUGCAGUAAAUAUACCUAAUCAAAUGUACAAAAUUCUGUAUAAUAUCGAAGCCUUUUGAAACAACCCCUUUCUCGUUGCUUUCUUUACUCUAUUUAAAAACUCAUUCUGUUGCCAAGUUUGCUUUUUUUGUCAGUAGUUUAUAUAUUUUUUGAAUUGUCUCCAUUCUUUACAUUGUUUUUCAUUUCUCUCUGUUUACAUACAUGUAUUUAUUGUGCUGUACAGUACAUAUUGUUGCUCUUAUCAUGUGGUUGUAAAUGAUUAUAUCAUCCCUUUUGGUGAUGGUGUUGUAUUAUGGAACUCUUACUGAGAGAAUGUUUGUUAUUUUUAGUAUGUAAUGAUCCCAUUGAUAUGUGUCUCUAGAGAGAUUGCGUAGAGAAAGGGAAAGCCAAAUUAUAGUCAUUACUGUGUUUAUUUUUCAUUCUUUCUUUCUUUUUAAAAGAAAGUGGUUCCGUGGCCUGAGGGUUGUGCCUUACAGAUAGCUCUUUAGAUUUUAUCCUCUUGCUGCACUAAAGAAACUACUGGCUGGAAACUGACCUAGAUGUGUUUGUCGUGUUCCUCCUGUUUAUGUGGCAUAAACGCUCCCAGCAUAAAACAAAAACAAAAAAAAAAAUAG